AUGCCUAUUAUUGUAAAGGAUUACGAAUGGCAAGAAAAUAACGAAUUCCUAUUCAUCUCCGUACCUUUGAAAAGCGUCAACUCUAAGAAAGUGUCACUUUUUACUACGAAUUCCUACCUAAAAGUUCACUUUUCACCAUUUUUAUUUGAGUGCUUUUUGAAUGGGAGAAUAAAUAAUGAAGAGAGCAAAGUAGAGAUUGGUGAUGGCCUGGUUAAGUUCAAAUUAGUGAAAGAAACUCAAGCAGUCUGGGGAUCUCUAGAAGACCCUAAUUCUGAAUCAGAAGAGAAUAGAAGAAUAUUGCGAGAGAAAGCGUUAGAAGAACAUAGAAUGGCUGAAGAGAAUAAAUUGAAAACGAAAGAAGAAACGAUCCGAAGUAUUAAAAGUUUCAAUGUGAAGCAGCAAAUGAAGUUGGAGCAAGAAAACAGAGCUUGGAUUGAUCAUGAAAGAACGAAAGAAAAGAUUAAAUUUGAGGAGGAAAUGAAUGAAUGGAAGCAACAACAACAACAACAAUCUCAACAACAACUUCAACAACAUCAUCAACAACAACCUCAACAACAUCAUCAACAACAACAACAUCAUCAACAACAACAACAUCAUCAGCAACAACAACAUCAUCAACAACAACAACAACAGAUUCAACAUCUAAGAGAUGACAGUAUAAACAAUAAUAAUAAUAACUAUAACAAUAAUAAUAUUAAGAACAAUAAAAACAUUAACAAAAAUAAUAAUAAUAGUAACAAUAAAAACAUCUUUGAUGACGUCACACCGAUACGACAAACAAAAACUAUCAGCAUCUCAUUUACUCCUCGAGUUUUUCCGACUCCAACCAGAGAAUCGAUGGCCCCAGAAGAAGAAGAGUGGUUACGUAAGCAAGCAGAAGCUAAAAGAGUCAUAAAUUUUGAUGAUAACAACUUGAAAGAAGAAGAAAAGAACCCGAUAUGGCUGAGAGAUAAAGGAAACAAAUUUUUUCAAGAUGGCGAUUACCAGGCAGCCAUCAACGCGUACACACACGCGAUCAGACUCGACUGCAAACUUCCGUCGUUGUAUUCAAACAGGGCGGCUUGCCAUUUGAAGAUGGGGAAUAGUUUCAAAUGUUUGGAAGAUUCUUCUAAGGCAUUAGAAAUGCUGACACCCCCCGUCGAGCAGAAUAGACUCUCCCGAAUUCAGGCCCACAUAAGGAGGGGUACAGCAUUCGUGACCUUGAAGCUUUUCGUUGAAGGAUUGCGCGAUUACGAGGCGGCAUUGAAACUGGAGCCUGGGAAUGACGACUUGAGAAAGGAUGCCGAGUCCAUUAGACGAACCAUUCAAUCAUCAUCAUCAUCACCACCUCCAGCAUCAUAAUCAACGCCCACUAUAUUAUCAUUAUCAUCAUAAUUAUUAUCAUUAUUAUUAGCAUUUUGGUUUCUUAA
This is a messenger RNA of Helobdella robusta, 1409 nucleotides long. RefSeq lists its product as hypothetical. The transcript is spliced from 9 exons. Gene Ontology annotation, biological process: cilium movement; inner dynein arm assembly; outer dynein arm assembly. The record is from RefSeq and is a predicted model, not a curated record. Gene Ontology annotation, molecular function: protein binding. The coding region runs from base 1 to 1341 and encodes 446 amino acids. Lineage: Eukaryota; Metazoa; Annelida; Clitellata; Rhynchobdellida; Glossiphoniidae.